UCUCAGCUCAUCCACACAGUUCAUAAACUCGCUGCAUGGAAUCCAAAACCAAGUUCUGAAUUUCACAUAUAGUUUUUUUUUUCUGCUUGAUUAAUUUCAAUCUUAUAUCAUGAGGAAAGGCUCAACAUCAAUUGCAUCAACCGUUCUUUUUCCUGUCCUAGUUUUUCUACUCUUCCUUGUUCAAGUUCAAGCAAGAAACUUGAAUGAAGCUGAUUGUUCUUCUUCCUGUGGAGAUAUCCACAACAUCAAGUACCCUUUCCGCCUUAAAGGCGAUCCAUCCGGCUGCGGUGACCGCGACUUUGAAUUCUCAUGUGUCAACAACAAAACCAUCCUCGAAAUAUUUCCGGGUAAAUACUACGUCAAAAACAUUUCAUACACUGACAAUCUACUCCGUUUAGUUGAUGUCAACUUCGCAAACGGAAGCUGCAGCCUCCCAUCUGGUUCUAUAGAAAAUUCAGAUGGUUUCGUCCAAGACAUUCGUUACAAGGGUCAUGUCAACUACACAACUGGAUCUCGUAUCCGAUUUGUCAAGUGCUCAAGAAAUGUCACCCUGCAGAAUAAUGAGAAGUAUUACUAUAACUACACGGAGGUUCCUUGUUUGACAAGAAAUGGAACUUACACGUAUGCUGUUCUAGAUGGAAUGUACACGGCUAUGGAUUAUCCACCGACGUGCUCACUUGUUUCGCUGGCUCCUGUGGAUUAUCAUGAAGAUGUUUAUAAGUCCCCUACUUAUGAAGCCAUAGUGAAAGUGUUGCAGGCAGGGUUUGAUCUCGGUUGGUCUGUUGAGUGCAGGGAUUGCUCUUUGGCUGGUAAGCAUUGCGUAAUCGAUGACAAAGCAUGGGACACUAGGCCUAUCAUAUUCCAAUGUGCAAAAGAUUACAAAGAACUCACACAGUUUGAAGCAAGAUUGAUCAUUGCGGGAAUCUGUGUGGCAGGUGUAAUUGGUCUAUUGCUUAUAGUUGCUGUAUUGGUGUUUGUUAUCCGCAAAUAUAAGAAACGAAACAAGCCCGUGAAGAAUCUACAGAACCAGCAAUCAUCGACACUUUGAAUCAGCAAUUCUUGUACAAGUUAACCAAUGUAUACCCUCACCCUAUACAGCUAAUUAGCUAUAAGCUAUGUGAUACAGUUGCAUGUAAAAAAUGCUUGUUAGUUAACACGUACUAUACAAUUUGUUGGAUUUGGUCUUGGAGAAUAAAUCUAAUGUAAUUCGAUUGUCAUUCUUUUGUGUAGUCAAAUACUCUGUAUGUGAAGACUAUUAAUUGCAUAUUAA
Molecule: messenger RNA, 1270 nt
Organism: Rosa rugosa (rugosa rose)
Lineage: Eukaryota; Viridiplantae; Streptophyta; Magnoliopsida; Rosales; Rosaceae
Exons: 3
Coding region: 110-1048 (312 amino acids)
Molecular function (GO): polysaccharide binding
Source: RefSeq, a predicted model, not a curated record